This is a messenger RNA of Gongylonema pulchrum, 492 nucleotides long. The record is from the annotation of a GenBank genome assembly. Lineage: Eukaryota; Metazoa; Nematoda; Chromadorea; Rhabditida; Gongylonematidae.
AUGCCUCCGGAGUUUAUACUGUGCUUAUUGCUGUUGUUCGUGCGGAGUAUUCGAGCUUGGAAAAUUGAUCUCUUCUACUCAGCUUCAGCAACAGAUGUUUUUGAUCCGCUCGGAUUCAUCACAGUUGAGCGGGCAUUUGAUGGCAAUUAUACGGCCAACUUCGAGCCACUGGUCGAUUCGAAGAAAUUCCGAAGCGAUAUCCGAGAAGCGGGUAAAAAUGGAUGGCUUUAUCGUGUCCGAGCUGGAACUGACGGAUCAGUGCAAGGCUACAACGAACCGGUUGGUCUUCGAUCCCUCUUACUGGGACGUAUACAGACACCUGGCAGGUGUUUAUUAAUGCGAGCCGAUGCAGCACAUCAUAUUCGUCUUUCCAUUGAUCCUGACCAGCACAGUGUACAAUCUCUGGCCAUAUUUCCCGAGAAUUCAUUUACCGCUGGCGUUAUUUCUGAGACUUGCGAUGUAGAAUCAUUUCGACCGGAUGGUACAAUAUAG